AUGAUACCUCGUCGAUUUCUGUCGAUUGCUUCUGCAUUCUCCUUCUUCUCGCAGACAUGUAGUGCUCAGACCAUCACUCUCACAACUCAUGUCAGUGCUUGUAGCGCAACCUAUACAUCUGGCACGUCCACCACAGUUAUUCAGUCAACUGUGACUGUUCAACCUACGCCAUGGACUGACGCUGCCGCUAAUGGCGGUGCGCCAUUUGUGGUUCGAUUGCAGCAGGUUGAUGUCUCUGGUUACCCAGACCAGGAUAGCGCUCCAUACUGGCUCACUGCUAAUGGCAAUACCACUACCAAUUCGUCACUGGCAGCAGUUUACACCAUCAACCAAGGCCGACUUGCCACUCUGAACGGCAGUCAUGUCGCGACUAAUUUCAACGUCGUUGAUCAAGCAUUCGGCGUUACUGACUACGACCUGCCUAUUAAUACCACCUUCUCCGUCAACAACAGAAUGCUGAACUGGACCAACCCUCUGUUCACCAAUGGCACAGCACAGUUCUACAAGCUACCUCCAGAUUUGCUCGACAAUGCUUUAAUUCUUGCCAAGUUCCUUGGUCCCAUGGAGGCACAGAGAAGCUGGAGUCCAGUUAUACUCUACGUCGAACCCUUGGUAAACAAUGGCUCUGGAGUAGUCUCGUCUUCGGCUUCCUCCAGCGCUNNUCGGGUGCCCCCUUUGAGUACUGUAUCAGGCCUCUUGUCCAAUGGUGGAAGCUCCCAAGCUGCUUCGGCCUCUGGCUCAUCUGCAGCGGCCAUCGGGUCCUCGAUUGCAUCAAAGUUGUCAUCACAGCUGUCUUCCAUAGCCUCCUCAGCCUCAUCCGUCUCCUCGAUCGGCUCGAUGUCUUCCGCAAUGGCCCCUGGCAUGUCUUCAGGUGUUAUGUCCGCUCCCUCUAUGAUGGGAUCAAUGGCAUCAUCAUCCUCAUCGAUGGCCGUAGGAGUAUCUUCUCUUCCUGUCGGAGGGCCUGGUUCCGCUACCAGUGGUGCCAACUCUGCUUCCCUCAGUAGUCCGGCUUCUACCAGCGGAAUCGGCCCUGUCGUUAUCCCAAGUUCGAGCACUGCCAGUUCUGCCUCACCUUCGAGCAGUACGCCCCCUCAGACGACAUACUCAUGCCCUGUCAACAACGGAGAGAUGGUUCAAUCCAACAUNGGGGGCAUGUAUCAACUUGGUUGCAAUGAGGCUCUGUCUGGUGGAGGUGCCACUCAACGUGCUGGAUCCGCUACCAAUUUCAACGGCUGUAUGACACUCUGUGAUCAAACUAAUGGCUGUACAGCAUGGACAUUCGACGGUGCUGGCAGCUGUUACGUACAAACCGGUACCUCUUCUGCUGGCACCACGUUCCAGCCUGCUAUUACACAAACACAAGGCACAGUAUCUGGUAUCAGAAAUGUACCGGCUCGUCCUGGUAGCGUUGGAAGUGCUUCUUCAAGCGCUUCGAUGGGUUCUACUGCAGUCUUGCCGUCAUCUUCCAGUGCUCUGGCAGUCUCUUCUGGUAGCGGACCUGUUUCGUCUGCCUCUACGAGCCAAUCGAUUCCCUCUGCCUCCGUUAGCCAACCUGCUUCGUCUGCUGUUCAGCCUAUUUCCUCUGCUGCUCAAUCCGUCUCCUCGGCUUUGAGUGCAGGGUCAUCGUCGGUUUCCAUAUCUUCCUCUCUCUCGUCCUUGUCCUCUUCCACUCCAGUUGCUCCUAUCUUGUCUAUAGGAAUAGGGGAACAAGACUCAUCUUCACGUGCUGCCUCGAGCAGCUCUCCUGGAGUAGCAUCAAGUGCCUCUGCCCCGAUCACCUCUUCUGUUGGAUCUUCUGCUGGAGCCUCCUCCUCUUCUUCUCAACCAGCUUCGAUUGCCACAUCAGCUAGCUCGAUUUCCUCUGCACCAUCCGCUAUCAUAUCGCAGACCAGUUACUCCUGUCCAUCAGUGGAUAACCAGACAGUCGUCGAUUCUACCGGUGCCACUUAUCAGAUCAGGUGCAGUUCAGACACGACGCUGGGCGGGACCAAUUCUGGCUCUACACCAGAUUUCAAUGGCUGUAUGACAAAGUGCGACAACACUGCCGGUUGUGGCGGCUUUGUUUACGUUGGUGCUACGAACGGAAACUGCUAUCUCAAGUCGCCUGGCACUGGAGGGCUUCAUUUCGUGGCAAGUACUUCGGACCAUACUGCUGGUAUCAGGAAUGGUGUGGCUGGCAGUCCCUCAUCUACCGUCUCCACGACUGUUAGUGCGGGUCCNCCGGGCGCUACAGUAUCGCAGGCUAGCUAUUCCUGCCCGGCAAACAACAACGAAACAGUCGUUGAUCCCAACGGCGCCAGCUACCUCAUCAUGUGUGGCUCAGACACCACACUUGGCGGUACAUUGUCUGGUUCUGCGAACGAUUUCAAUGGUUGUAUGCUGCAAUGCGACGCUGCUCCUGGCUGUGGUGGUUUCACCUAUAUCGGAAGUCUUCGAAAUUGUUAUCUCAAGGAUCCUGGCUCCGGAGGUCUUGCGUUCGCUUCAGGUCCUGCAGAUUAUGUGGGUGGUAUCAGAUACGGGAUAGCUAGUCCUUCUGGCUAUACAUCUACCAGUAGUGCGGCCGCAGCUACGAGUCCUGCUGCUGCUGCCUCGAGUGGAACUGGUUCUAGCUCUGGCUCGGGUCCAGGCUCAGGAACUGGUUCUGGAGCGGGAGCUGGAAGUAGUAGUGCCGCUGCUGCUUCAUCUUCGCCUGCAUGUUCUGCCCCUCCUCUUCCCUCUGGUAGCGGCAGCCCUACAGUUGUCAACCCUGAUGGCUCAACAUCGACUUACAACGGUCUGCUUGCCAGUCCAACACGCUGUGACUUUGGUGACCCGAUUGACACUGAAGAAGACGAUUCGUACUGUGAAAUUGACCUUCCCUUCGCCAUGAAGAUCUAUGGAGGCUCGUCGAACGUGACUUGGGCCACCACUAAUGGCGUAAGUAGUUUCCUGAUAUACUUUGUUUACAAAUUUACUGACCAUACAAAUCUANNGCUUCUGACUUUGAUUCAGAGCACCGCUAGCUACGACAAUGGACCUGGCCUCCCUAACCCUUACAUUCCCUUGUACGCCGCAGCACCCUUCUUUGAUGACCUGAUCAAGAACGGAGACAAUCUCGACAUGGGUAUCUUCUACAACGUCUCGGCCACCGCUGUGAUGUACGAGUACCGUCUCGCUCGUGGCGGCACCUACGAGACUUAUCAUUUCACCGUUGCCUACGACAGCACCAACCCUGGCGUCUUUGUCUACAGAUACUAUGAAGUUGGUCAAGAUCAAGGUUCCGCCAGCGCGAACAUCGGUAUCCAAGGAUCUAACGACGGUAGCACGCAAAUUGCCGUCAACUUCUCUAACCAAAAGGCUGGUGCUGUUGUGGUGGGCUCGACCUUGACUUGCAACACUGCCGCUUCCNNCCCUGCUAGUUGCGUGCUCUCCUGUUAG
Molecule: messenger RNA, 3417 nt
Organism: Aureobasidium uvarum
Lineage: Eukaryota; Fungi; Ascomycota; Dothideomycetes; Dothideales; Saccotheciaceae
Source: the annotation of a GenBank genome assembly